Messenger RNA from Macrosiphum euphorbiae (potato aphid), 3438 nucleotides. The record is from the annotation of a GenBank genome assembly. Lineage: Eukaryota; Metazoa; Arthropoda; Insecta; Hemiptera; Aphididae.
AUGUCCAAAUCAGGCAUAGAACCCAAAGCUUCGUCUACGGCUGUUAAAUCUCAAGAUCAACGGUCCUUAAGAAAUUAUCUUAAGAAUUCCAGAAACAAUGAAACAUUUGGUUCAACAUACUCCGAUGAAUUGACCGAUUGCAAUUUAGGAACAAAAAUGUCAAGCAAUGAAAAAAAAUUACAAAUGGAUAGUAUGUAUUCAUCAUUUGGUGGCCAAUCUUUGGGAAUUUUUGAACUAGAAAACAUGUCUGAUAUAGGUAAUAAUAUAUACAAUAAAGAAUCGUUACAAUACAAUAUUCAUAAUAACCAAUCUGUUUUGCAACGUCGUUUAAGUCAAGCCACUCAAGCUAGAAAUACUCUUGCUAGAGCAAGUUCAAUAAAAAAUAUUGUUAAUAAUAACGAAGUUAAUAAGCAGAAUGUCAGGUCAUCUUUAAUAAAUGUAACCAAUUCAUUCAACGAAAUGUUGAAAAGCAAUAUUAAUGAUUCAUGCAGUUCAUUUUCAAGUAAUGAUUUUAUAAGUGGUAGUGACUUUAAGGAAAAAUUAGCAGAAACUGAAGAAAUCAAUCGCAAAGAAUUUGGAUCAUUAUCUGAAAGUCGUUUUGAUUUUUCUUUGGAAGGAGAAAAGCAGUCCAAUGAAAAUGCAUCAUUUGCUGCUAAUUAUUUUGCUGCUAAAAGUAUACCCGUAGAAGACUUAUCUGCAAUUUUUCCUAAAAGAAAAAACUGUAAUAACACAUUUACUAAAGAGUUAAAAGGAAGUUCCUUUUUAGUUCCAAGUGAUAUUAAAAACAACCCAGAAGAUCAACAAGCACAUAUAGGUUACAAGACAAUGUCUUCAAUUACAUCUUGGACUGACAGCCAUGUAUCCAAUAAUUUGUUAAACUUAACAAGUUUGUCUGAUAUUUCUGAAGUAUUAACAUCUAAAACGAAUUUAGCUAACCCAAAAGAAUUGACCGAAAUAUUGCUAUCUGGAGAUUUUCAAUCUUUAGAAAAUUGUAGUUUUAUUUCUCCUCAAAAAAAGAUUGCAAGUAUCCAUGAAACAACUUUAGAAUUGAAUAAAAGUAUUAACUCGGAAAAAAAUUAUGAUAAUAAAAGUGAAAUAUGUAUAAAUACUUCAAAUCAGUAUACACCAAACAAGUACAAUUCAUCCAAUAAUUUUAAUAAGAAACAAACACAAACCCAAAUAAAUGAAAGUUGUCAUUUUUUUUUGACUCCUAAAAGUGGAUAUUUUGAAGACUGCACAUUGGGAACAUCAGAUAUAUUAGACAACAAUAUUGAUCUUUCAAAUUUUUCUAUUUUAACUAAUAAUCAUGAAGUUCUGACCGAAAUAUCUUUAGAUAAAUCUACCAAUAUUUCUAAAAUUGUCCGUUGUAAUGAAUCUAUAAGUCGAGAUAAAUUAAAUCAGUCAAACGUUCAAGAUUACAGAAAAAUUAGUAAAACGCUUGAAAUUGGUGAUGUAUGUAUUGGAACUUACUCUCAAGCUGUAAUUACAUUAGAAAAUCAAUUAACCAUUGAAGCUAAAUACACAUUAUAUUUAUUGCACACAUCACUUAACCAUAUCAAUGAUUUUAAACUUGAUGAAAAUAAAGCAAUUGGAUCUAAUGCAGCAACUAUAUUCUGUUCAGAUAAAACUUGCAUUAUACCACCAUUAUCUGAAGCUUCAUUUACUGUUGGGAUUAUUCCCUUAGUUUCUGGAAGUAUAAAUAUUUAUAUAAAACUUAAAAGUGAUGAUAUAUCCCAAGAAAUUUAUCGUAACAUUCAAAUUCAUUCUAUUGAGCCUCAAGUUUCAUGGAUAAAUAACUCUUUUGGCUCUAUAGAUUUUGGUUUAUUACCAGAGUUAACAAAAAAGUCAUUACCAAUCAAGUUAAUGAACAAAGGAACAUUCCAAGUUCCUAUAAAAUUUAUUUUAAACCAGGAUAACUGUGAUGACAUUAUUCAGGCUAAAGCCAUUCUAAACCCAUCUGAAUUGUGGCAAUGUGAUGUGAACAUGUUAACAACUCAUUUUUCGAAAACUAAUUCGAAACUAACUGGUCGUCUUCAAGUAGUUUUAGAUUCUGUUGAACAAUUGUCCACCAAUUAUUCGCCAUUGUUAUACUGUUGCAAUUUAACAGGACGUGUCGGUUUUACAUCUAUCUCUUUUGAUCAGAAUCCUUUAUUAUUGCAAAAAUCUGGGCAGUAUUCAUUGAAUGGUACUAUAGAAAUAACCAACAAUAGUGAAAUUCCAAUUAGUUUAAGUGUACUACAAAAUAAUAAACAAUGUGGAGUAUUUACAAUUCAGCCUGAUAAAUUCAAAUUAGCUGUUAAAGAAAAAGUUAAAAUGAAUGUUGUGUUCUCCCCAUCCAAGUCAAUUAAUUAUUUCAAUGAAACAAGUAUUUAUUUACAAGUCGUAUCUUCGCAGAAACAAUUUUCUUUUAAAGUCAACUAUAUUGAAUCUAAUGUUGAGUUUCAACAAAUGAGUUCACCAUCUUCACGACCUAUAUCUCCUUGGAGUACAAGUUCAUCAAGUGCAGUUGGACGGUUAGAAUUGGAAUCUACAUGUUCAAGUUUAAUAUGGGGGAGUGUACCUUCAAAUACUAAAUCAGUGCAAAUAUUUACCUUACGCAACCGUGGUAUGCAUAAGGAAAAAUUGCAUUUAAGAAUAAAAGAUAAUAGAAAUUGUUUUAAGCUGAUAUCUUCUGGUGAAAAUCAAGUGUCAGAAAUGAAAUUGUUACUAGAGCCAAUGGAAAGUCAAAAACUGAGUGUAGCACUUAUAUCCACGUCAAAUGAAGGCCAGGCUUAUGGUCACUUAAUUUUGCAAAGACGACAUAGCAAUGAAAAACGUGUGAUUUCAUUAUAUGGUUAUUGUGGUCAUUCAGUAAUUGUAAUUCGUGGUCCAUUUGAGGACAACUUUGGUAACAUGUGGUUGUAUCCAAAUCCCCAACUUAUGACAUCUCAGUUGUCUAUAACAAACUCUGGAAAUACUGCUGCAUUUGUGAAAUUUGUUCAAGAAAACUCAUCAGAAGAUAUAAUUCAACCGGAUGAGUUUAUAUUGAAAAAAGGUGAAACCGUUAAUGUUGAAAUUACAAUAGUUAUGAGUCCAGAACGAUUAGAAAUGUUAAUUGGACAAAAUUGUAGCUCAAAAGUUAUUAAUAUAAAUAAAAUAUCAUUGAUUUAUGGUGAUGAAGCAUCUAGAAUGCGUUUAUCGAGGCUCUAUAAAAAAAAUAAAGAUAAAAAAAAAAUUGUAUACCUAAAUCAACAACGUUUAGAUGAAAUAUCAAACAUGUUCAAUGGGGUUCAUCUUGUUAAUGUGGAUCAUCUUGAAGAUACCGAGAAAUCAUUGCCUAAACUAUGGAAAAUGGGUAUAAGUGAAGAUAGUAUUGUGGUUUUGAUGGAAACAAGUAAUUUGGAGUCAUUAUUAUGUGAUACAACAACAGUUUUUAGUGAACUAGAGACAACUGUGUAA